AUGAGAAGGAUGUUUCGAGUCUUUGGGCAUGAAAAGGUCUGGGUGUUAGAUGGAGGUCUGCCAUGUUGGCGUGCUUCAGGAUAUGAUGUUGAAUCUAGUGCUUCUGGUGAUGCUAUCUUGAAAGCUAGCGCUGCUACCGAGGCAAUAGAGAAAGUAUAUCAGGGCCAGACAGUAGGACCAAUCACAUUUCAAACAAAGUUUCAGCCACAUCUUGUCUGGACACUUGAGCAGCCUUAUAAUCAUCUCUCUGCCUUUGAUGAUGAUGAAAUUGAUGGUAUCACUUUGGUUAAAAGAAAUAUUGAAGACAAGACUCAUCAACACAUAGAUGCACGUUCAAAGGGCAGGUUUGAUGGUUCUGCACCAGAACCUCGAAAGGGAAUAAAAAGUGGCCAUGUGCCUGGCAGCAAUUGCAUUCCAUUUGUGCAGAUGUUAGAUGCUUCACAGACACUCUUACCAGCAGACGAGCUGAAAAAACGAUUUGAUGAAGAAGGUAAUAAAGAACCUCUAUCUGUUCCAGGUCUCCAUCGACUUGGAAAGCGAGAUGUUACAGUCUAUGAUGGAUCUUGGACAGAAUGGGGAGCUAAUCCUGAAAUGCCUGUUGACACUUCUUCAUAA
Molecule: messenger RNA, 615 nt
Organism: Dovyalis caffra
Lineage: Eukaryota; Viridiplantae; Streptophyta; Magnoliopsida; Malpighiales; Salicaceae
Source: the annotation of a GenBank genome assembly